UGUGAAAUGUGUGCUGAUAUCCGAGAGCGUGAGAGAUCGUCCCCCCCUAUUUUGCCCGGUGGCUGAGGUUGUGUUCGGUUGCUAUGGGGACGCAGCUGGACUGAGGGUAAAGAUGGCUAGGUGGUGAGAGCAGCGGGAGGCUGCGCCCCCCAAACAUGGCUAAACACGCUACUAAAGCCCGCACCGAUGUGGGGCACAUCCUGGUCCAGGUUCAAGAAGAUCUUAAGGAACUGAAGGAGAAUCUCUCACAAAUAACAAUACAAACUGAUGGAAAGACAUUGGAUAUUCAGUCACUUGAAACAGCCAUACGCAGAACUGAAAUUGGGCUGAAGAGACAAGCAGCAGAAUAUUUGAAUUCGAUCAAUAGACAAGUGUUGACCCUUCCUGCUGUAGAAUACAAAGAUUUGCCAGCUGGUCACAGUUUAGCCGAUACGAUUCCAGCCAAUAGCAAAAUAAUAAAGAAACACGAGUCUUAUCCAUCUUUGCGUAAAAAGUAUCAAGGACCUCGGUUGGGAAAUGCACCUCAACAUACCUCACCCGGAAUUCAGCAUAAAAUGGCCAUGGAUGUGAAAAUUUUGCGUGAUCCAACCCACCCAAAGAAUAGGAAUCUUAUCAAUGAAAACUAUGGGCUUCGGUUUCCUAUUAUUAGAAACGCAUUGCCUGAAAUACCUUCACAAAAACUUGCUAAAGGCACGACAAUUUCCCCAAUUGCUAUUUUGCCUCCAGCCAAUCGUCAAGAUCCAUCUCUCCUUCCUCCAUUUGUGUCUGAAAAAGAUGCAAGAAAAGGUAUUCUCAGUUUGACUGAACGUGGUCUCAUUCCUCAAGGAUCUGAGUUGACCCUUAACCCAUCUCCUGUCCAACACAAACUGGCUAUUAUGCAUGACUGCCAAGAGAAAUACAAAAAGCCACCUCCAGAAAUAUAUGGUUCUUACCCUCAAAAAUCAUACUACGUAGUGAUUAGUGAGUCCAGUCCUGAAGAACCGAAACCUCUAGACAGGUUGACUUCCAAACCACCACUCAACAGGGGCACUGUUACUCCUGCACCUUCUGUCAUGACCACAUCGUCAAUGAAGGACUACAAUGCAGCUCAACGUCUGCUUGAUAAAGAAAUAGUGCCAUACGACUUUCAUGAGCCAAAGGAGUUUCAAGUGGUGCCGCUUCACCAACCGCUGAAAUUUCCACGAGCUUACUACGUUACCAUUUUCAGCGGCACACUAGAUUACACGGCUCGAGACUUCCAGGCUUUCAAACAACGGUACCAGUCAUACUGGAAACACAUCUUUACCUUCCUGGAAUAUCUUGCGAUGAAGCUAAGAAAAUAUGAUGUGCCAGUUGCCAUAGUAGAAGGCGAGAAGUUGGCAAAGAUUUCAGUUGUCUCUGAUCUUGAUUCACAGCCCACCUGGGAGAAACUGCUUCCUGCAUUGCAAAAUAAAGACUUGGUAGAAGACAUUGUCAUGCGUCCAGGCCAGCAGUAUAAGGGGCCAGAUGGCAUGGUAAUAGCAGCCACAAAAAUCCAAGCUAUCUGGAGGCAGUACCUAGGCAGGACCAAGUACCUCGCAUCUCUUCGCCAGAAGUGGGCAGCAGGUGUUAUUGCCAUCUCCUGGCUCAUGCAUGCUCAAAUGUCCCGGGUGAAGAAGACCCUAAAGCAGUCACGUCAGAGACACCUGGAGAAUUUUCGCAGCAGGGCCAAGCAUCUGGCAGCCAACUGGAAUUGCAUCAAGGCCUCCAGGAGAACUAUUAUCCACAUCCCAUCAUUAGGGUAUGCUCGAUGGCUGCGAUCUACAGUGCCUGAUAUAGAUACUCAGCAGAAUCUACAGAUGGGAAGGUUAUGUGAGAUCAAGGAUGACAAUGUAGAUGUUAUCUAUAUUUGCCCCCUGUGGAUUGGUGAGGAUGUGACCCAGUACUACAUGAAACUGCUUGGGCUACAAGAAAGUGUCAAAUCAGGAAAACCUGAGGCGAUGGUGGACAUGACAAAUCGUCUCAAGGUCAUCACACCAGAGGCAACAAUACAUUUUACUACCCACCACUUGUGCCUGGCCACUCAUCUGAAAUACAGUCCCCAGGCAAUAAAGCGAAUAAAAAAUCUUAUUGAAGGCAAGCCUGCAUACAUCGUUGGUGGAUUGCUUCACCAGGAUGACUUAGCUGUUGCAGAUAUGCUAAAUGUACCAAUCCUGGGUCCAGAGCCGGAAGUGGCCCAUUUGUACAGUACCAAGUCUGGAAGUAAAAGAAUUUUUACAAGUGCAUCUGUGCCAAUGCCACCUGGAGAAUAUGAUAUAUACAGACGUCAGCAGAUGCGUGAAGUCCUUAUUCAGCUUAUUAUUGAAAACCUGGAAAUUAAACGUUGGCUCUUCAAAGUGGACACUGAGUUUGGUGGACGAGGUACUGCAUACUUUGAUGUUACUCACCUCCCAUGUUAUCAUCAAACUCUAAUGGAAUUUAAGAAAGUUGGUCCUACUAUAUGGCUGAAGAGUAAAUGGAUGCAGGAACCUGCUGAGAUAAAGAUGGCCAAGGAAUUGCCUGGAGUUUUGGCAGAGCAUGCACAACCAGUUAAUCAGGAAAUAUUCCCGACGUGGGAAAAGUUCUUAAAAAUGUUCCUCUGUCAAGGUGGCGUGGUGGAGGCAUAUCCACCGUCAGACAGUGUUACUAACCUCACCGUGGACAUGCUGAUAGAGCCAACAGGGGAAAUAUCAAUGGUAUCGUGCGGGGACCAGAUCCAUUCCACAAGUCCCCUGGAAUGCUGGGGCACCACCGUACCACAGUGCUCUGUGGAGCCGAGCAACCUGCACUCGAUGUGCGUAAAGAUCGCUGAGGCCUGCAAAUGCCGAGGAAUGAUAGGUUUCUUCUCGAUUGACCUGGUGACCUUCAUACAUCCACACACAAUGGAGCAGCAGGUCUGGGCUACAGACUUAGACCUGGCCUACAGUAACCAGCUGGCCAUGACACAACUGAUGCUCUUCAUUUCUCAUGGGAAUCUGGCCUGUGAAGCCAACACCUUUGAAGUGCCUCCAAAGCUAAACGAGAAAAAAAGGAGACUUCGCAGGCACGAAGUGGCAAAAGAGGUGCAAACGCAAACUCAACUUCCUUUCGUGAAACGUUACGGAGUGUUAAGCACACAGUUGAAACAUGGCAAUUUAUCCAUGGUCCACUACAGUGUACUCUUCAAGAUUUUUAAAGCUCACGGGAUUGGUUUUGAUAUUAAGGAAAGACAAGGAACAGUUUUUAUACUACAUGAAGGAAACAAGAGGGAUCGCCUAGGGAUGGUAACAAUCGGGGAAGAUCUCCAGGGGGCUCUACUGACCUUUGCUCGUAAUCUCUCUGUCAUUCAUCAGGAAAUAACAGCACCUAAUGUGCAGUGGGAGAACAAUUUUCAGGCAGCGAUUCAAGAUAUUGAAACAAUCCUUGGAGUUACAAUAGCGAACAAGUCCCAAGAAGCCAAUUCCAUCCUUCCAUCAGAGCUUAUGAUAUGAAGAACCUAAUUCUGAGCAACUACAGAUAUUUAACAGUGAACUACUUGAGCUCCAAUUCUAUCUCGCUGGAAUCCCGUGUUAUUGUAAGCGAUCUAACAAAGAGUCUGCAUGUGUUUCAAUGUUUCAGCUUUGUCCAUGCAAGCAAAAGAAAUGUACUGUGGAAUCUGUUUUCCAAUCAGGAUAUUGUUGGAACUGAUUAAAACUUAUUCAAAAAUGGCAACUAAAACAUUAUAGAUGAGAUAAACAUAAUGUGUUCCGCUGUAAAUAGGAACUAUUGUAAACUCAGAUUCCUCUUUCUUUGUUUUCCCAUUCCUCCCCACAUCCCAGGAUAAUACCAUCCAGUAACAGAUGCUUAAAUCCAGUCAAAAAUAAUUGAAUAUCUGGAACAUUAUUAAAGUGGUUUUCUGUCCUGUAGCAUUCUGUCCAAAGUUCAUUGACAAAUUCUAAUGAGCAUUACCACUAUUGUUUCUGUGCUGCUUUAGUGCGAUCGAUAUAAAGACAGGCAAAAAUAUUCCACACUAUGACUUCUCCUGUGCCUGCAGUUAGGCCCAAACCAGCCUGUUCAGAGUAAUUUGUGCUGUCAAAUUUAUUCAAUAUCACAGAUCAGUCCAAAUCUGGUCUUCACUCAAUAGUCGUGGCUUGGAAAUAGUUAACAUUUCAGGCACUAAAAUGAAUUGUAGGGCUUUAAUACCACACCCGAGAUAAUUGUUGGUAAAAGUUAAACAACCAGAAAGCGCCUUUGUGCUAUAAAUCACACAAUUUCAGCAGAAUCUUCCCAUAUCACGACCCAUCCAAAGUUUCCUCCUCAAAUACACUCAUCUAUUGUUGAAUAUCAACUAUUGAAAUCGACUGUUUUGGAAAGGCAACAUAGCUUAGUGGAGAGGAGUCACAGUUCCCUGCCAAUUAAUUGAUCUUGGUGUAUGAAUCUCCACUCCUUUUCUGCAGGGGUUAAUUGACCGCACCUCUGCUGAUCUCGCUGAGAUUCUGUUCUUAGGAAAACCAUAUUAGAGAAUUAACAUAACUUGAGAGAAGAUACAAUACUCGUUUCACCAAAUACAAGACAAUCACUUGGCCUGAAUAUAUUCCAUCUAUCUUAUUAACAUAUUUUACAAUAGAUGUCUUUCACCAUAUUAAUUAUUCACCUGAUUACAAUAUCCAUGAUCACAACCUUUUCCAAACCUUAGAACUAGUCAGCCAAUUACCAUAUUACACAAUAACUCCCUUCCUCUGUAUCAUGGUAUUAUUCAUGUAAUUAUAACAGGAGAGAAGCACAGCUGAUCCUGUUUGGACCGUUGUGUAGUAUCUCCAAUUGUUCAGUUUGACAACGUGACCUUGGUGUUAUUGUUGAUCGUGGAAUCCACAACCCUGCCAUGGCCACCAAUAUUUCAAGUCUAAAAGACCAUGACAACAAUAUAAAAUGCUUAUGUAUCUUAUACAGAACACUAAUGUCCAAUUUCACCUUUUUUUUUGGACUAAUUUCUUCUUCCUGGCAGGCUAUCCCCCACCUUUUCAUUAUUGUAGUAAUUAUUAGACUUUCCUCUAAGUCCCACAAGAGCCACUCCUCAAGGGCACGAAAAGAACUGGAACAUUCU
Messenger RNA from Leucoraja erinaceus (little skate), 5059 nucleotides. It is a transcript of the gene iqch, whose product is annotated as IQ motif containing H. The record is from RefSeq and is a predicted model, not a curated record. NCBI's taxonomy places the organism in Eukaryota, Metazoa, Chordata, Chondrichthyes, Rajiformes, Rajidae. The coding region runs from base 156 to 3467 and encodes 1103 amino acids. Gene Ontology annotation, molecular function: protein binding. The transcript is spliced from 21 exons.